Molecule: messenger RNA, 1940 nt
Organism: Blastocystis hominis
Lineage: Eukaryota; Bigyra; Opalinata; Blastocystidae
Exons: 12
Coding region: 132-1940 (602 amino acids)
Biological process (GO): ubiquitin-dependent protein catabolic process
Cellular component (GO): proteasome core complex; nucleus; proteasome core complex, alpha-subunit complex
Source: RefSeq, a predicted model, not a curated record
UUUUUUUUAACUAAGCAGGUUUUACUUAUCAGUGUAACAAGGCAAAUAUUGACAUGACUUUCUUGCUAAUUUAUUUGGCAAUCUGUACUGUGAUUAUGGCUCAGGAAGUCCCUUUCAUGGGACCACGCUGGAUGCUUUCCGACCCGAUACUGAAUCUUUAUGAGAGAGAUAAGCAGUAUAUGUUACGGCAGGGCUCUGACAAAGUGCACAAGAUGCAAGUUCGUCAAUUCUUUGGUGAUGAUGACCCUUUUAGUGAAGUGUUUCGUAUCAUGAAUACGAUAGCAGAGGAAAGCGAGCGUAUGAUUAACCAGUCUUUGUUGCGGAUUAACGAUCUUUCCAAUUUUCAGAAACGUAUGAAUAUGACUUGUGAACCUUCUAUGGUGGAAGGGAAGUGGUACCAAAUGAGAGGAAUCCGCUGUGUUAGCAAUUCCGCGAUUCUCUCGCCUCUACAAGAGCUGAUCACUGCUGCUCCAGAAGCCGAAGUGGAAUCCCUUCAAGAAACAACGCCGGGGAACACUCUUCAAGUACCCUUAACACAUUCUGUUUCCGACUCCGUUCCGGAAGGUGUUUUGAUGAGUGUCGGAACGAAGUCUCAUUUCACGUCGAUUCCGCUCGGAACUAUUGUGCUUUGUGUUUUGGUGCUUUGCUUGUUUGGUGCGAUUAUUGUGUAUGUUCUCCAAGCAGUAAAGCAGAGACGCCUGGAUGGGCGUUCGAUUACUUCUCAUGCUGUAACUGAGUAUGAUCACGGUGUAAAUACCUAUUCUCCUGAAGGACGUCUUUUUCAGGUGGAAUAUGCUAUCGAAUCGAUUAAGUUAGGUUCUACAGCAAUCGGCAUUAAUACUAAAGAAGGAAUCGUUCUUGCAGUUGAAAAGAGAUUGACGAGCAAGUUGAUUGUGCCUUCCAGUGUAAUAAAGAUCAUGGAGAUUGAUCAUCAUAUCGGGGCUGCCAUGAGCGGUCUUGUGGCGGAUGGAAUCACGCUGAUUGACAAUGCUAGAGUAAAUGCUGCUAACCACUAUUUUAACUACGGUGAGCCUAUAAGUACGGAGAGUAUCGCCCAGUCACUUUCGGAAAUCAUGUUGUCGUUUGGAGAAGAUGACAAUACAAAGAUGUCACGACCAUUCGGCGUAGCUCUUCUGAUCGGCGGUUACACGAAGAAAUACGGCUUCCAAUUAUUCCUUACCGACUUAUCUGGGACCUACACGGAGUACAAGGCUGUUAGUAUCGGUGCGGGUUGCGAGGGUGCUACUGAUAUGCUAAAAGACCUGUAUAAGCCUAAUCUCAGUUUGCAAGAAGGAAUCAAAAUCGCACUGUCCACGCUCAAACAGGUUAUGAAGGAUGCGAUUACGAGCAAUAAUAUCGAUGUUGCGACGAUCACAGAGUCAGGAUACAAGCUGUACAAUGACCAGGAGGUAGAGCAGUGUCUGAACUUGUUGAAUUGCUGUAUGUUGGAUGAGGAGAGCGGUUGUCCGUUUUCUCUCUUCGGUUUCGCGUUUCAAUCGUUCUUCCCGCAGUCGUUGCAUUUCCUUUUCUCUCUUGAGAGAAAGAGCAUCAUCUAUCGAUGUGAUGAUUGCGUUACUAUUCUUUUCAUGACUGUGGUUGUGGUUAUGGUUAUGGUUAUGACUAUGACGGCUAUGGCUAUGGCUAUGGCUAUGGCUGUGGCUAUGACUUUGACUUUGACUUUGACUUUGACUUUGACUGUGGCUAUGAUGGUGAUGACGAUGUUCAUGGCGAUGACGGUGCGGUUGUGUAUAGACAGAGGAAGAAAUGGAUGUAGUAACUGUGACUUUCGGAGCUUGAAUAUCGGAUGGUUGUUGAAGCACUCGCGACUUGAGUACAUCCCGUUCUUCUUCAGGGAGAGAAACAGAAGGCUGAGCAGAUUCUUGCAUUUGCUUUUGUUUUCCAGCUUGGGUCUGUAUAUCCUGAAGCAUAAACCGCAAUAA